This is a messenger RNA of Trifolium pratense (red clover), 1749 nucleotides long. RefSeq lists its product as uncharacterized. Gene Ontology annotation, molecular function: protein binding. Lineage: Eukaryota; Viridiplantae; Streptophyta; Magnoliopsida; Fabales; Fabaceae. Bases 240 to 1409 code for a protein of 389 amino acids. The record is from RefSeq and is a predicted model, not a curated record. The transcript is spliced from 6 exons. Gene Ontology annotation, biological process: RNA processing.
GAAUCACAUUUUUUUCAUUACUUAGAUUUAUGGAGAAAAAAAAAGAUAGCCUUGAAACUCUCAUUUUAUCGCAUCUCAACAACUUUGUCUUUUUCUUUCCAUAACAUUGCUAUUUUUAUCAUCAUAGACCUUGCUUUUCUAAGAACUAAACUAAAUUCUAUUCUAUUUUUUGAACUUGACAAAUCUACUAUAUAGAUAUAUUGAAAUAUUAUUUCUUUAUUAUCUUGUGGCUAAGCACCAUGGAUGAGUUUCAUACUCCAAACAACACAUCAAUGGAAAAUGAAAAUCAAACAACUUUGCGUUCAUCUCCAUCAUUUGAAAUAUACAACAAAUCUCAUCAUGGAGAUGAUGAUUACAAUGAUCCACAACAAGUUUUAAAAAGAGCUUCUUUAAGUUUAGAAUCCAUUGGAAGUGCUGAUUUCACUUUUGAAAGAAGCAAAAUGGAUUUGAUUGAAGAAGAUGAGAAUGAGAUUGAUAAUGAUUGGUCAACUGGGAUUCAGAAUUUGAAUCUUGAUGAUGAUGAUGUUCAACCUUCUACUCCUCCUAUGUAUCUUGCAACAGGACUUGGAGUUGAUUUUGGUGAAGUUGUAUCUUCUGAUAAUAAUGAUCUUAUCAGUGAUGAUAUUGAUAUGUUUGUUUCUAGCUUGCAAGAAAGUGAGGAUCUUGAUGAGUAUUAUAAGAGAAAGGUUCAUGAGUUUCCCUCUCAUCCUUUGAUUCUGAAAAAAUAUGCCAAGUUUUUACAAGGUAAGGGGGAACUUCAAGAUGCAGAGGAAUAUUUUCAUCGCGCUACUCAAGCUGAUCCUAAUGACGGUGAAAUCUUGAUGCAAUAUGCCAAGCUGGUGUGGGAGAACCAUCACGACAGAGAUAGAGCAUCAGUCUAUUUUGAACGUGCAGCUCAAUCAGCACCUCAAGACAGCGAUGUUCUUGCAGCAUAUGCUAGUUUUCUAUGGGAAACAGAAGAUGAUGAGAAUGAAGGUGGAAAUCGUCAAACUCAGAAUGACGUUGAAAAACAAAAGACCGAACCUGUCAAGAUCUCAAAAGAAGAAAAUGGUGCAGAAGAUCUUACAACAACUAAUUACAGUGAAGACAGUAAUGAUCCAGAUUAUUUGAAGAAGAUGAUUGAUGAGAAUCCUAACAAUCCUUUGUUUCUGAAAAAGUAUGCACAGUUUCUGUUUCAGUCAAAGCGAGAUCUUGAAGCAGCAGAGAAUUAUUACUCAAGAGCAGUCUCGGCUGAUCCCAGCGACGGUGAAACGAUUUCUGAAUAUGCUACACUACUGUGGGAACUUCAUCAUGAUCAGGAAAAAGCUUUGUCUUUAUUUGAAAAAGCGGUUCAGGCUAUGCCUGGAGAUAGCAAUGUUCUUGCAUCAUAUACAUGUUUUCUUUGGGAAACAGAAGACGGUGAAAGUUGAAUUCAGACGUAAAGCCAGGUUCAAUAAAUCUUCUGCAGGAAAAUGUCAUGACUAAGACUGUUGCUACAUUCCGAGACAACAGGCGCGAAUAAAUGCUCAUAGUUAUAGAAGAAUAAGGAAAACCAAACACAGUCAAGAGAGGGAGGAGCAAGAUUAGCUCAUGACUCAUCUAUAGAUUAAAGAAAACUAGACUUUAUUCAUUGCAUUAUUUUUUGUUUAAUUUUUUCUUAUUUCUAGAAUAAACAAAAUUAACUACAGACUCUAUCGUCCCGUGUAUUACUACUUUUGUACUGAGAAAGUUGUCAACCUUUCACCAUAAAUUUACCAUUCAUUACAAGUA